AUGAACACAUAUCACGACGUCAAGGGCUUAUUCUCUGGUAGCACAACUAAGCCUCAGGAGCAGCCCGAGGAUCUUUUCGACCCCGCAAUACAUCUCCACUAUGUUUGCCCCCAGAAACAUUUUACGAUGAGAGAACUUCUCUUGCCGCAAAGUGAAACGGCCUCUCCGAUCGCAGGAACUGUUCCCUUCCCACUACUGUCUGCGCAGGGUGUAAGAGCAUAUCGUAGGGCAAUGUUUCACCCAGAAGUUCUCAAUCAUUGUGCCAGCUCCCCAUUUCCCGGGACGCUGGUUCUCCGCAACGCAGUGCAACACUCCAAGUUCAUCAGGGAUUUCUGGACACACCCCGAGACCUUGAGCGCAGUCUCUCGGGCUGCAGGGCUACCAUUAGAGGUCAUUAUGCCAACUGAAAUCGGACACACUAAUAUCCAGGUUGAUGGUUUAACUAUCUCCGAAAUGAAAAGUAACCUUCAAUUCGAGCCUUCGAAUCAAAAAAUCGAACUGAGCCUAGAGGAUCGAAUGUACGACCCAUUAAAAGAUGAUACGGCUAUAAUUCCAUGGCAUUAUGAUUCGUAUCCCUACGUCUGUGUUUUAAUGUUGAGUGAGACUGAUGGCAUGAUUGGAGGAGAAACUUAUAUCAAAAGGGGAGAUGGAACAGCUCAGAGGAUCGAAGGACCCCAAAUAGGUCACGCAGUAGUGCUCCAAGGUGGAGAAGUUGAACACCUAGCUGCUCGAGCAAAAGGUGUUAAGGAACGCAUAUCGACUAUCACAUCGUAUCGAUCUAAGGUUCCAGCCACGUACGAUUCUAGCUUCAUGACGAAUAUCCGCCCAUAUGCCGAUCUCGAUGCAUUAUACCCAGAAUGGAUCAAAUACCGACUGCAAAAGUCAAAAGAUGAGAUUUCUCAUUUCAUAAAAAGAAUUGAAGAACAACCAAAACUUGCUUCAGACCGGCAAGGUUUAGAUGACCUCAUAAGCAAGCAGAUUGCUUAUUUGCAGCACACGUCGAGGCAGAUUGUUGAGCCGGAACUGGAAUCGCAGAUAGUCCAAAAGUUUGGCCGGUCAACUUAUUAUGCCGCCCCCGUGAUAUGGAAAAAGGCGCAAAAACUCCCCGAGUUCGAGACACUUGCAACUUUAGCCGAUGACAAUCGGACUUGGAGAUCGGAUAGUGCAUACUGGAUGGAUUUACAGGUUUCAAUAGAGUUCAUUCGCUUAAAUAAACCUCUUAAGGGCGCACUCGGAUGUCAGAGUUGGAAGGGAGGGAGGUAUUACAUGGGAGAUGAGCUCAUACGUCAAGGCUUAAAUGAAAUGUUCCUCGAGUGGUUGGAAGACUCUGGGCUGUGGAAAAUUUUAAACCAGACGGACCUAGUAAGAUAG
Messenger RNA from Penicillium macrosclerotiorum, 1371 nucleotides. RefSeq lists its product as uncharacterized. The record is from RefSeq and is a predicted model, not a curated record. The transcript has 4 exons. The coding region runs from base 1 to 1371 and encodes 456 amino acids. Lineage: Eukaryota; Fungi; Ascomycota; Eurotiomycetes; Eurotiales; Aspergillaceae.